Molecule: messenger RNA, 987 nt
Organism: Mytilus trossulus (common blue mussel)
Lineage: Eukaryota; Metazoa; Mollusca; Bivalvia; Mytilida; Mytilidae
Product: putative ankyrin repeat protein RF_0381
Exons: 9
Coding region: 1-918 (305 amino acids)
Biological process (GO): intracellular signal transduction
Molecular function (GO): protein binding
Source: RefSeq, a predicted model, not a curated record
AUGACGGGUGAUAUUGAAUCUAUUAAUAAGAAACUUCUGAAAGCCACAGAAAAAGGAAACAUAGACGACGUUAAGCAAUGUUUGGAUCUUGGUGCUGAUGUAAAUUAUUGUGAUAAGUAUGGUACAUCAGUACAUUGGACUGCUGCCCAGGGGGACCUACAUAUGACCAGAUUCUUAUUAGAACAAGGCAGUGAUAUGAAUAUAAAAAAUAAGUGGGGAGAAGGUCUUCUACAUAGAGCCAUUGAUGGGAACCUUGAGACUUUGCAGUUAUUACUCGACCAAGGAAUGGAUACUAACAUGCAGACUGAGGAUAAAACGACAGGUUUACAUGCAGCAUUGUAUCGUGGUAAAACAGAUAUGGUACAGCUUUUACUUAGAUCUGGUGCUGAUGUAAAUUUGCAAGAUAAGGAUCUUUCUGCACCUCUUAGCGCCGCAGCUAAGUUAGAUGAUUUACAAGUAGCCAAGUUACUGGUGGAUCAUGGGGCAUGUCUGAACUGUACUAAUUAUCUAAAAUUUGAUCCACUGUAUGAGGUUUUGUGUAAUCACAAUGUCGAAUUUGCUAAAUAUUUAAUAUAUGAAGGUGCAAAGGUUAAUAAGAGUAGUCUUAGAGGCAUGGUCGGUACUAAUGAUAUACCAUCAGAGGACAUAUUGGUCUUGUGUGAUAUUUUUAUAGAAGCUGGAUAUAGGAUUUCCAACAAUACUACACGGCCUAACGAUCAAGCAAAAUACUUAAAUAUGGAGGGAAUUAAUAAUCAUAUUUAUCAUCGACAGCAGGAAAUUGUGACUUUAAGAUCUCUAUGUAGAAUACGCAUAAGAAAUGUACUGAUUCAAACUACCAAUGGUUGCUCUAUUAGAACUGCCGUGUGUAAACUUCCAUUGCCAAAAAUGUUAAAGAAUUAUAUAAUGUUUGAACAGUAACUAUUUGUCAAGUCUCUGAUAUAAAGAUAUUCUGAUAUGCUCAUGGAUGAUGGUUCUAUUAAAUUAUGU